UUUGUACUUUGGAGAAGCCGACCUGUUAUCCAUAGCACGUUGUGCUAAUGUUUGACACCCGUCUUGUAGCCCUGAACGAAUCAAUUUGAAACACCGUUUGUCCGGUUCUGACCCAGUAAGCCUGUCAGGGAGGAGUGCUCACAUCGUGCGGUUCCGUCUCAGGUCUAUGGUUUGAAACUGUCCGAGCUCUGGAGGAGAGAAGUGAAAGAUGACGCAGUUUUUACCUCCGAACCUGCUGGCCCUGUUUGCACCACGGGACCCGAUUCCUUUCCUACCUCAGCUGGAAAAGUUACCCCAUGAGAAGCACCACAACCAGCCGUACUGUGGCAUCGCUCCGUUCAUCAGGCACUUCGAGGACCCAAGAGACGCUCCUCCACCAACAAGAGCAGAGACCCGAGAGGAGCGCCUGGAGAGAAAGAUCUAUAUUGUGUACAACAAGAAGACGGGGAAGCCUCGUGGCUAUGCUUUCAUUGAGUAUGAGCAUGAACGAGACAUGCACUCGGCCUACAAGCACGCAGACGGAAAGAAGAUUGAUGGCAGGAGGGUGUUGGUGGAUGUAGAAAGAGGACGCACUGUGAAAGGAUGGCGUCCUCGGAGGCUAGGAGGUGGGUUAGGUGGGACAAGGAGAGGCGGAGCUGACGUCAACAUCAAACACUCCGGUCGAGAUGACGCCUCUCGUUACGAUGACCGCUCACUGGGGCCUGACCGCGGGGACCGCAGGGAGCGAAGCCGGGAACGCGACAGGGACAAGGACCGAGAACGGCGGAGGACCCGCUCUCGCGAAAGGCGCCGUCACUCCCGGGAGAGAGAGAGGGAGAGAGAGCGGCCGGGCGCGGUGGGAGAAGAGGUCAGCAGCAGCAGCAGCCGGCGGCGGGAGCGGGAGCGUGGAGCAGCAGGAGCAGUGGCAGGGACAGGAGACAGCAGGAGCAGGGAAAGAAGUCGAGACAGGAAGAGACGAAGCAGGAGCCGCGACCGUAAAAGAGACAGGGAGAGGGCCAAAGGGGUGGAYGGGGAGGAAGUGGGCCAGGCAGACGGCGUCCCCGAGGGGGGGGAGCGAGUCCUGGGGGAGCAGGAAGGAGAGGUGGGGGAGGGGACGGAGGAGCGUCGAGACCGGGACAGAGAGAAAGACAGGGACAGACGACGCAGCCACAGGGAUAGAGACAGGCGCAGGGGGGACAGAGACAGAGACAGGGACAGGGAGCACAAACGGGACAGGGGGGAGCGAGACAGGGGGGAGCGCAGAGAGGAGCGCCACGGCUCCACGAGAGAAGACCUGGGUCCUCAGGUGGAGAUGGCCAACGAGGACAACGGAGCCCCGACGCAGGAGGAGUACAGUCAGGACGGCAUGACGGACCAGCAGUCCGUCCCGUCGGCUGACGGCUUCGGCUCCGGAGAGAACGGCUUCAAGAUGGAGGUUCCAGAUGAGUACUGAGGUCCCUCCUGCUCCUCCCACAGAAAAAUCACUUGUUUUUCUUUCUCCUGACUUUCUGCCCAAAGCCUUCAGGUCUCAGGUGUUCAUGAGGAGUACACUUGUAGUCAGCCGCUCUGUUGGAAUCUUUCAUUUGCACGUUUUGAUUUGGUCUGAAGAAGUGGCAGUUCUCCUGCAUCUCCUUAUCAACCUGUGCCACUCGAUGUGUCCCAACGACUCUGUGGACAUUCUUUUUGUUUUUUAAUCAGUGUGGUGGUAAAGUUCACUGGAAACAGGAACACAGGAGCUGAGUUCAUUCUGAGCAGGUUGAUUCAAUCAGCAGUUCAAACUGAACUCUGCAACAAGAGAUGAAAUUCAAACAGGAAUGUUAGUGUUGAAGGCUGUUUUUUUUAUCUGUUUAUAGACGUGCAGGUCAUUUUAAUAAAGAUGUCUCUCCACAGUGAA
Messenger RNA from Austrofundulus limnaeus, 1873 nucleotides. RefSeq names its product small nuclear ribonucleoprotein 70 (U1) (gene snrnp70). Gene Ontology annotation, biological process: mRNA splicing, via spliceosome. Gene Ontology annotation, cellular component: precatalytic spliceosome; U1 snRNP; U2-type prespliceosome. The record is from RefSeq and is a predicted model, not a curated record. Lineage: Eukaryota; Metazoa; Chordata; Actinopteri; Cyprinodontiformes; Rivulidae. Gene Ontology annotation, molecular function: U1 snRNA binding; mRNA binding.